CUUUUCAACUCUUUCACCUUCAACCUUUUUAUCCAUCAUCAAAAAUGGCUCCCCCCAAGGCUGCUGAGAAGAAGCCCUCCACUGCCGGCAAGGCUCCUGUCGGUGGCAAGGCCCCCGCUGAGAAGAAGGAGGCUGGCAAGAAGACUGCCGCCGGCACUGGCGAGAAGAAGAAGCGCGGCAAGACGCGCAAGGAGACCUACUCCUCCUACAUCUACAAGGUCCUCAAGCAGGUUCACCCCGACACCGGUAUCUCCACCCGUGCUAUGUCGAUCCUGAACUCCUUCGUCAACGACAUCUUCGAGCGUGUUGCCACUGAGGCCUCCAAGCUGGCUGCUUACAACAAGAAGUCCACCAUCUCCUCCCGAGAGAUCCAGACUUCCGUUCGUCUCAUCCUUCCCGGUGAGCUGGCCAAGCACGCCGUUUCUGAGGGUACCAAGGCUGUCACCAAGUACUCUUCGUCCGCCAAAUAAGCAGGCUCUGGGUUUUUCGUUUCUUGCGGGAUUGCUUUUGUUUUUACUGCCUCCUGAUCUUUUUCUGGGCUCUGAGGCGGUCGGUUAUGGGUGUUUUGCGGGUUUUCUAAUGUGUCAUGGGAUGGUCUCGAUUUUCUUUUCCCCAAUGGGCGACUUUUUCUGAUGGUUACUGCUCGAUGCGCGCGGUGUAACAUAACUCGGGUCUGGGGCCGGUUACACGGUUUAACCUCCCCCCCUUACUAGAACGCGAAAUACCAAAUGCUUAAUCGCAUUCAAUAUCUUUUCUC
Messenger RNA from Penicillium longicatenatum, 757 nucleotides. RefSeq names its product histone H2B family protein. The transcript is spliced from 3 exons. Gene Ontology annotation, molecular function: protein heterodimerization activity; structural constituent of chromatin; DNA binding. Gene Ontology annotation, biological process: nucleosome assembly. The record is from RefSeq and is a predicted model, not a curated record. Gene Ontology annotation, cellular component: nucleosome. The coding region runs from base 45 to 470 and encodes 141 amino acids. Lineage: Eukaryota; Fungi; Ascomycota; Eurotiomycetes; Eurotiales; Aspergillaceae.